Molecule: messenger RNA, 750 nt
Organism: Juglans microcarpa x Juglans regia
Lineage: Eukaryota; Viridiplantae; Streptophyta; Magnoliopsida; Fagales; Juglandaceae
Product: CRIB domain-containing protein RIC4
Exons: 3
Coding region: 143-625 (160 amino acids)
Source: RefSeq, a predicted model, not a curated record
CUUCUUCCAUGGUUGCAUUUCCUGAUCACCCACCGAUCCAUCCAUUUUUAUAGAUCUCUUUCAAUUUUCUUUUAUACUUCUCUCUCUGCUUCCUCUCUCUCUAUCUCUCUCUCUCUCUCUCUCUCUGACUGUUGAUGAAGAAAUGAGAGAUAGAAUGGAAAGGUUUGUUGUUCUUCCUUUCUCUGUUGGCUGUAUCUCCGAAGCCAGUGUUGCAGUAUCUGUUCAACAGCCUAGACGAUCGAAACCAGUCACAAACCUAUCCGCAAUAAGAAGUAAAGAAGAAGAUGAUUUGGAAGGCUUGUCAAGUGAAAGCAUGAAGAACUCAUUCAGGUUCAAUAGAUUGUUCAAGGGCUUCAAGAACAUCUCUCAAUUGUUUGUGUACAAGGAAGACUUGGAAGAACUGGAGAUGGAGAUGGAAAUAGGGUGUCCAACAGAUGUAAAGCAUGUUACACACAUAGGAUGGGAUGCUUCUGAAAGUACUGCAAGCCCCAUGAUGGGCUGGGAGAAUCUCAUUCCUCCUGAGUUUCGGUCUCUCUCUUCUGCUAAUUCUUUCAAGCAGUUCGAGUUUUCCACGCCGGGGCCGCAAGCUGAUGCAAGUACUCUUGUUAAUGGUUCCAGUUCUUGAGUUUCAUGUCAAGUUGGUUAUGGUGAAUUAAUGAUGUUCUAAAACAUCAAGACAUUGAUGAUGAUGUUAAUAUGAAAUGAUCAUAGGUACGUAUGUAUUUAAAAGUAAACAGUUUGGGAUCAUCA